AAUUGCUUUUUUAUAUUAUGUUUACAAUGUGAUUAUUAAUAAGUUUGUUUUGUACAGUGCUCGCUUUUACCGACCCCCCACCCCAUUUUCAAAUUUGUUUCAUGAUGGCCGCAUGUGCCCCCUUUUGAAUAACUUGGUUAGUUGAAAAUUUGUUAUUUGUUAUCACUUAUUGAAAAUGAACGAGUUGGUGGUGCCCCCGGCGCCCCAUUGGUAUAAAAGUUCGAUUGUGGCUUGUGCCCCCGAUAACACUUUGGUGUACGGAUCAAAAAACGAUCUUGUAGUGGUUACAGAAAAAGUGGACAAAAAACCUGCUGAUGUUCGCAUAAUUCACGGCGCACAUUCCAAACAUGUUACCUCAGUUGAUUUGAACCGAAAGUGGAAGGAUCCACACUCAUACGCGGUUUCCCUGGGUGAGGAUAGUGUCAUCAGGGUGUGGAAUUUGGACACGUUUGAGAAGAAGACGUCGAAUAAAGACCAUGUGGGACACAAAGAGGCAGUGAUUGGGGCUGUCUUUGCGGGCGACGACCGAGUCGUCUCAGCGACCUCUAGCGGUGUCGUUUCCGUAUGGAACAUCAACACCAACGAGUCCAAAUUCUUGAAAGACUUAUUCAAAAACAAAGUCACUUUAACGUGUCUGUCGUCCUGUCCGCAUGCUGGUUGGCUGUUGGCUUUUGGCUUAAGUAAUGGAGGGGUUGUGGUUGCCGACUUGCGCAGGAAUGGACAAGUUUUAUAUAAAUUACGAGGGCAUUAUCAAUCUGUAGUGUCGCUAUCGUGGUGUCCCGCACCCGUUAAUGUGUUCCCACAAAGUACUAACAAUACAGUUAAAAAUAAAUCGACGGAAGAUGUACCAGAAACAACUAGCGUUGAAAAUAACACGAAAGAGAAAAAAAUUAAUCCGUGGGUUAAUUUGGUUCAUGCUGAUGACGACGCGCCCGUUGUCGAGGGUCAAAAAGAGGUUCCAGAUUUUUUGAAAGAGUGUGACAACUUGAGGAACAAAAUUCUGGGUGUGGAAACUCAAAAAAACGAUGACGAAAAAGUGACGGUGGCGCAAGACGACAGGAGCGACAAAGCAGCCACACGUGCAGAAAAACCCCGACAACGACAAGAAGUCGUUCAGAAUAGACCCCUGCCGGUAAUCUUCGACGGGGAUUUCUUAGACGACUCCGGUCUUGAUUCUGUCGCUCUCCCUGAAGAGAAACAAAAAAUCGAGCAAGAAAAGAGCGACCUUCAAGAGAAAACCGAAGAACCGGAAAUUGAAACCAGCGGCGAAGACAGCGGGAUAAUGCGCGACGCGUAUUUAAAACCCGAGGAACCCAUUGAAGAGGAGCCACGUACCGAGUACCUAUUGGCCUCCGCCGGGAGAGACAAAAGCGUUUAUAUCUGGCGUGCCGGCACUGACGGUCGCAUGCAGACUUUCUUCUUCGCUUCCAGGAAGUCCAAUCGCCGCGAAAAGCACUCAAUGACGUGGAUUGCGCUAUGCUGGGUGACCCCGGACACGAUUUUGACGUCGUCGGCCACCGGCGAGAUUCUCGCUUGGUCCAUGCCCAAACCCAAAGAUGCGAAAAAACACUUUACUGUGGUGCAUUACGAGCACUCUUGUCUCGUUUUUAAUAUUGUGACGCCGCCGAACUACCGCACGGCGUACAACUGGCGCGAUAAAGUCGCUAUGAAUGCGUGGACGUGGGGUCAAGAAGGCAAAUUGGUCAACUAUGACUUGAGUAAGGAGAAAAUUCGAUGUUCGUUUACGACGGUGACUGCUUUAGUCACGUGUUUUUCGUCGUCAGUACUGGACCCAAACCGUUUGGCGAUUGGUUUGAGAGAUGGGGGUAUCCGGGUUUGGGACUUGAGUAUACCGCACUCGAAUGUCGUCAACAUGCAACGGUACCACCCCAAGUACACCCAAAGAGUGUCCGCCAUCGCCUGGCAUCCAGUCAGAGAGACUAUCGUGGCUUUCGGGACGGAAGAAGGACGAGUCGGCUUCAUCGACCUCACAUCGAAAAAGCACACCCUUUUCCCCCACUAUUUCCGCAACCAAGUGUAUAAAGUGGAGUGGGGUCCGGUACGAGGCGACGUGGACAAUUUAGGCCUCUACGUAGUCGCCGAAGGCAAAAUGGCAAUUUAUAACAUCGACAAACCCACUGAAAAUCCGACUCACAUGGAGCUUCCGGAAAACCUUAACGUUUAUAGAUUCGCGUGGAAGCCCGACCACACCCUACUACUAUUAAACGGAAAAGACGGUUCUUUGGUGGUGCUAAAAACCGACUUAACCGCAAUCACUACGAUUUACCCCAACGACAAGGGGCUGAAUGGUAUAGUGUGGCACCCCGACGCGUUUACCAAUAAGACCGAAAUUUCGCCGCGUUGCAACUGGUUUGCGGCCGCCACCACCAAAGGAGUGAUCGUUUUUGACUGCCACGCGCUCGACAAGAACGAUAAUUUCGCCGAUAAACUCGUGGUGUCGUUCGAGGGGCAUCUGAAGCCCCCUCUAGCCCUGGCAUGGUGUCCGUUCGAAGGGAAUAAAAUCAUCUCGACGGCAGGCGACGGUCUAUCUCAUGUGUGGGACGUAACCACCAAAACUAUCAUCGCGACUUUCGUGGAUUCGUAUCUGUCGCAUAAUUACGCAGCGGCGUGGAGUCCGGUUGAUCCAGAUUUAGUGAUAAUAGGGGAUAAAACUUUGAGGAUCUGGAGCAUUUCUGGGAAUCCACCGAGAAGCGACGAAGAGUUCAUAGCCGAACGAAAACGCAUGUUGGCCAAGUCGGCUAAAAACGACCCCGAGAAAACCGAAAAGAACAAAAUCAAAGUCGAAAUUCCAGUAAAAGUGAAAAGUGCUCCCAAAAACUACAUCGUUCCGUCGAUUUACGUGUCAAACGACGACAAUAUCAGUCAACAAGUUGACAGGAUGAGGAAAUUGAUGGACGGAGGUGGCGACAUUUCAAGCGAGAAAACGAAACUGGAUCCUUUUGAUUUAUUUGGAAAUAAAGAGCAAGUGUCGACUUUAUUGGACGCCAAUUACCAACAACACCAAAAGGAGGGUAAGUUUAAAUCGUGCGAGUUGAUCUCGUUGUGGAAAGGAAACGUGGCUGAACACAUCCAAAACGCUAUUAAUGAAAAUCGCGUCACUCCGUCGGUGAUAGCUCUAGCCCCCAUGGUUUCAAUAAAGUUGUGGCAGGACGCGUGUGUGAUUUACGCCAAAAAACUGUCAGAAGAAGCGAAUUCAGACCCUUUAGAAACCGCAAUGUAUUUCUUAGCUUGUCAUAAAGUAGAAGACGCCAUUCACUCGCUUUGUUUGAACCUAAUGUUCAGGGAAGCUCUCGCUUUGGCUAAACACCGACUGUCCGAAAAUAGCGACAUCACGACGAACGUGGUGGAAAAAUGGGCACAACAUUGCACCGACACUGGAAAUUUUGAAAACGCAGCUUAUUGCUAUAUUUCUAUCAACGAUUAUGAAAAAGCGGCCAAAGUUUUGGCGCGUCGUACUCACAAAGAGUUUUUGGAGUUCGCGCUAGAGCUGGCUGAGAAAGCGGGAAAUAAAGGACUUUGCGAUUCCAUAAAGUAUAAGUGUUCUGAAGCUCAAAGUGCUCAAAUUGCAGAACCCAGUGUUCCUUCCAGAGGUGACGCUAUAUUAAAAAAUAUGGCAGAAAAUGAGUCUCAAAUUGAAGAAGACACAACAAAGAUUGAGAAAGAAGAAUAAUUUGUAAGACUGACAAAUUUAGUUAAGUUUGACCGAAUUCCGUUGUUUUUCUUUCAAAGUAGUGGUUUUUAUGUUGUUAUUUUUCCAGUCGAGAAGUUUCGUUUCGUUUCGUUAAUAAAAAACGGAAACAACA
Messenger RNA from Zophobas morio, 3824 nucleotides. It is a transcript of the gene Rig, whose product is annotated as rigor mortis. Gene Ontology annotation, cellular component: nucleus; SMN complex. Lineage: Eukaryota; Metazoa; Arthropoda; Insecta; Coleoptera; Tenebrionidae. Gene Ontology annotation, biological process: spliceosomal snRNP assembly. The transcript is spliced from 13 exons. Bases 176 to 3691 code for a protein of 1171 amino acids. Gene Ontology annotation, molecular function: protein binding; mRNA 3'-UTR binding. The record is from RefSeq and is a predicted model, not a curated record.